Molecule: messenger RNA, 528 nt
Organism: Mesocestoides corti
Lineage: Eukaryota; Metazoa; Platyhelminthes; Cestoda; Cyclophyllidea; Mesocestoididae
Source: the annotation of a GenBank genome assembly
AUGGAGACGCGAAGCCGUGUUCGACGUCGACUGAGUUCACAGACAAAUGGAAUUCCUUCCACGUACAGAAAUCGGACAAAGUCAACGAGUCACAAGGUCCUCUGCAUCCUGCACUACUUCAGUCGCGUUCUGUCGGAUGAUCCGCCUUGCGGCACAGUGACGUUCAGCCGACGCUGCCUCGACGAGCCGCCUGAUUUCGCCGCGAGCACCGCAACAUUCAACUCCAUCGCCUUCGGCACCAGCACCACCUGUCUCAUUGAGGACGCACAUCCUGACACAAUCCAGGUCAAUUUUGCCGAUCGUUUUCUCGGUGGCAGAGUGCUUGAAGGUGGGUGCGUUCAGGAGGAGAUUCUUUGCCGCAUUCGACCCGAGAUCAUCGUUGGACGGCUUUUUGUGGAGGCCCUGGAACCCCACGAGGCUCUCAUCAUUGAAGGUGCAGAGCGGUUCUCGCGCCAUACUGGCUACGGCAGCUCGUUCCAAUGGAUUGGGGAUUUUGACGAGGUCAGAGACGCAGGGAACAUUCGGUAA